Messenger RNA from Papaver somniferum (opium poppy), 2060 nucleotides. RefSeq lists its product as uncharacterized. The transcript is spliced from 2 exons. NCBI's taxonomy places the organism in Eukaryota, Viridiplantae, Streptophyta, Magnoliopsida, Ranunculales, Papaveraceae. The record is from RefSeq and is a predicted model, not a curated record. The coding region runs from base 24 to 842 and encodes 272 amino acids.
ACAAUCAUCUACAGGAAACCUAGAUGCACCAGAGUCUCCCCACAACAUCCCUCCAUCGAGACUUCUCCUGCACGCGGCAAAAAAAUUCAUUCCCAUUCAAAAAUUUUGAUGAUUGCAAUGAUGGGGUUAAUGGUAGAGGUUAUGCUAUGAAUUCUUUUCAAAGACACCUCAAUGACAGGCAUUGUUUCUCUAAGGAUACCAGACAACAAUGUAGGGAAAGGUUGCGUGGAGAUAGGGAGGUAUAUGAAGCUUGGGAGAAGGUUCUUUUGCAAAUGCAUUGCUGGAUGUGUAGCGAAUGCAUGAUGCUACAUGUUUGGAGGAAAUCCUGCAAGCAUAAUAAUGUCGUCAUCCCAGGGCCAUACAAUGGAAGGUAUGCUGACUAUCUUAUCUCUGAUAUCCCCAAACCUGCUGCAGUUUUCCGUGAAACCCCAUCCCUAGUUGAAAACACAUUGAUAUCUUUGUCCCUGGAUUUGCUUAAUCAGGUUUUUCUGAGACAUUUCAUCACUAUCACAAGCAUCCCACCUCCAUGUCGUUUAACUUUCUCGAGAACUCUAAAAUCAUGCUUAGACACUAUUUUACUCAACCCUAGAGAAAUAUCCUCUUGGAUUAAACUGGCUUUAUCCAAGUGGAGAGAACCGAAUGGGUGUAUUAAUCUUAUCACCAAGCUGUUGGAACUGCCAAACCGUAAUCAAGUGAGUAAGCUGAAGGAUAAGAAGAUGCAGGGUGUUGCAAACAUACAGGUAUGUAGGAAGAAACUUUAUAAUGGGAAUUAUACUGCAACCAUUAGAGUGCUCUCUUCAGAUGGUAUAGAUCCUUGCAAUGAAGUUACAAUUUCUGAUUGAUGCAUAAACAUCCCGAUGUUGAUCCACCUUCCAUUCCUGUGGAACCAAUUGACUGUGAUAUAAUUUCUGUUGAUGAAUCUUCAGUACUCAAGGCAAUAAAGAGUUUCCCCAAAGGGUACAUCCCGUGGUAGAGAUGGAUUAAGGGCGCAACAUCUUCUUGAUGCCAUGAGUGGUGCUGCCAGUGCUGUGUCUGAUGAGUUACUAUCCUCUAUCACCAAAGUGGUUAAUCUAUGGCUAUCUGGCAGUUGUCUACCUUCAGUUGGAGCGUAUAUUGCGAGUGCUCCUCUUACGCCUUUGCUAAAACCAGGUGGUGGCCUCAGACCCAUAGAUGUAGGUACCAUUUGGAGAAGACUUGUAUCUAAGCUUUCUACUACCAAAGUGGGUAAGGAAAUGUCGGCAUAUCUGGGUGAUUUUCAGUUUGGUGUCGGAGUGCCAUGUGGUGGUGAAAGUAUAUUACAUUCAGUCAACAGACUAAUGGAAUUAAAGGGUGACAGGAAUGAUAUCUCCAUGCUCCUCGUUGACUUUACUAAUGCUUUCAACAUGGUAGAUAGAACUUCCCUCAUCAAUGAAGUAAGGUUACAAUGCCCUGCCAUUUCACGGUGGGUUGAAUUAUGUUACAGGAGACCAACCAGGUUAUAUUAUAAUGACAUCACCUUAUCUUCGUCAGAAGGAGUACAACAGGGUGACCCAUUGGGACCCUUCCUAUUUUCCCUUACGCUUCAUCCCAUUGUGAAGAGUAUUUCCUCCCAAUGCAGUUUAGAUCUACAAGCAUGGUACUUGGAUGAUGGCACUAUCAUCGGAGACACCGUAUAAGUUUCCAAAGCCUUAAGUAUCAUUCAAUCUGAAGGUGUUGGAAGAGGGCUCCAUCUCAACCUUACCAAAACCGAGGUUUUUUGGCCCAAUGCAGAUCCCAGAAGUUUCGACUCAGACAUGUUUCCUAACUGGAUUGGUAGACUGACUGCUGGUGUUAAACUAUUGGGUGGGCAUGUGAGUCUUGAAUUGCAGUUUUUGCAAGGACAUGGUGGCGUGGAGAGCAAAUAACACCAUUCAUCUAAUGAAUACUGUUAAGCAGCUGAAAGACCCUCAAAGUAAAUUACUUCUAUUGCGUAACUGCGCAGGGGUCUCCAAACUGUACUUUACUAUGCGUACUACAUGUCCUGUAGCUUUGUAGGAAGUUAGUGUCCAGUUUGAUGAUCACUUAUAUCACUUUUUGAGGCA